AUGAGCGCAACUGGACACUGCAACUGCGGCAAAGUCACCGUCGAGGUCAACGGCGGACUCCCAGACGCAGCCAUCCUCUGCCACUGCACGAGCUGCCGCAGGACCAGCGGGAGCGUCUUCUCGACCAACCUCGUCGUCAAGAAGUCAGACCUCGUCAUCAAGGGCGAGGAGCACAUCAAGGAGUACCGCGACACCAACACCGACUCGGGUUGCGCCAUCAUCCGCCACUUCUGUGCUAACUGCGGGUCUCCCAUUGCUGGCGUCCCCGAGGCGGACAACAGCACGUACUUCCUCAAGGGCGGCCUCUUCAACCCGCACACCCUCCCGUCCAAGGUCCAGGCCGAGCUCUUCACCCGCAACCUCGAGUCGUGGCAGAAGGUGCACGAGGGAGCGCACCCCGUCCAGGGUAUGUCGUGA
Molecule: messenger RNA, 417 nt
Organism: Rhodotorula toruloides NP11
Lineage: Eukaryota; Fungi; Basidiomycota; Microbotryomycetes; Sporidiobolales; Sporidiobolaceae
Product: protein of GFA family
Exons: 5
Coding region: 1-417 (138 amino acids)
Molecular function (GO): carbon-sulfur lyase activity
Source: RefSeq, a predicted model, not a curated record